Messenger RNA from Dunckerocampus dactyliophorus (ringed pipefish), 3727 nucleotides. It is a transcript of the gene ikbkg, whose product is annotated as inhibitor of nuclear factor kappa B kinase regulatory subunit gamma. Gene Ontology annotation, cellular component: IkappaB kinase complex; cytoplasm; nucleus. Gene Ontology annotation, molecular function: K63-linked polyubiquitin modification-dependent protein binding. Bases 324 to 1982 code for a protein of 552 amino acids. Lineage: Eukaryota; Metazoa; Chordata; Actinopteri; Syngnathiformes; Syngnathidae. Gene Ontology annotation, biological process: positive regulation of canonical NF-kappaB signal transduction. The record is from RefSeq and is a predicted model, not a curated record. The transcript is spliced from 13 exons.
UGUAUUACUAACAACACUCUGCUAGUCAUGGGUUUGACAGUUAACCUCAACCCACGCAUAACGUUUCAGGAGAACCCGAAAAUAUAGAACAAUUCAAUUGCCGAAGUAUUCAAGGUUGAUGCUCUCAAUUUCUAUGGUUGUCAACAAGUGCCUCUUAGAGCACAGAUAGUCAUUUUCUAGCUGGCUGUCCAAGCUGAGUCGCUAGCUGUGGAGCAUUAGCCUGUGUAAGUGGCUACCUAGCUGGGUUCACUCUCAGGUUGUUAGCGAGCGACUGCCUGGCUGCCUGUUUGUCCGGAUAACAACACUGGAAAAUAAUAAAAGGGAUGGUGCAGCCCCAACCUGAUGGUCCACUGCAGUGGGACAUGUCAGGAGAGGACAGCGGGGGGGCCCUCAGGGUCCCACCUGAGCUGGCAGCCAAUGAAGUGGUGACACGGUUGCUCGGAGACAAUCAGCAACUCAGAGAGGCCUUGCGGCGGAGCAACCUUGCCUUGCGUCAGCGCUGUGAAGAGAUGGAGGGCUGGCAGCGAAAGACAAGGGAAGAGAGAGAAUUUCUUAGCUGUCGUUUCCAGGAGGCCAGGGCCCUAGUAGAGAGGUUGGCCCAGGAGAACCACUCUUUACAGGGCCUGGUGAAUGGGCCAGCCUCCUUAUCUAACCACUGCUGUAGCUCCAGUCAGACUGAAGGGCCUUUUCCAACUAAGAAUGGACCUCUAGAUGCAUCACAGCCGAUCGAGGGCGGAAACGACUUUCUGCAGAUACUGAACAGCCACAAAGAAAAGCUGGAAGAAGGUAUGCAAGAGCUGAGGAAAAAGAAUGAAGAGCUCGAGAGGGAGAGGGACGAGGGUGAAAAAGACAGAGAGCGAAUGCGUCGCUGCAUUGACCAGCUGUGGGCUAAACUGGCCCAGGCACAGGCAAGCAAUGCUACCGAGGAGGUUGGUCAACAUCGUUCUGAGGCCCAGCACUCAUCUGACUGCUCUAGCCUGGCUAAACUCACAGAGCAGCUUCAGGCCACACAGGGCAGGUAUCGUGAGCUGGAGGAGAAGCUUGACUACCUGCAGAAGAGUUCUGCUCAGCGAGACAGAACUGAGGCUCUUCUCAAGCAAAAAGACAAGGACUGUGAGGCUCUGAAAGCUCAGGCAACAUCUCUUUUAGCAGAACUGAAUGAGCGGCAGAGCUGCCUGGAAAAAAGCGAGCAUGAACGCAAAAUGCUAGAGGACAAGCUGUGUAGUAAGGUGAAAGCCCUGCAGGUGGCAGAGCAAGAACUGGAGCAGCAGAGGAGUCAGCAUCACGUGAAUAUGGACAAGCUUCUGUUGCAGAUCCAGAGCUUGGAGCAAGCCCUGAAGGCAGAGAGACAUGUUGUCACAGAGGAAAAGAAAAAACUGACACAGCUUCAGCAUGCCUACACAUGUCUCUUUAGAGACUAUGAUUCUAAACUGAAGAGUGAGGGAGGAGAUUUGUGCAGCCGACUCGAGGAAGCAGAGAGAGCACUGGCCCUAAAGCAGGACCUGAUUGACAAGCUGAAGGAGGAGGCAGAGCAACAAAAAGGCUCACUGGAGACCGUUCCUGUCCUCACAGCACAGGCUGAGAUCUACAAGGCAGACUUUCUAGCAGAACGAGAAGCAAGGGAAAAGCUGAACCAGAAAAAAGAGGAGCUGCAGGAUCAGCUAACUCAGGCUUUGGCUGAGAUUGACAGGCUCAAACAGGAAGCAACAUCCCGGGUACGUAUGGAGCAGAUGAAGCUGAGACACCAGGAGGACUUUCCGGCACGAGUCCCACAUAUUCCGCCUCCACAAGGUGGAUUUUCUGCUGGAGCUUUCAACACAGCACCCCCUCCGUCAUUGUACCGCAGUCAAGCUUUGGUGCAGGUCGGUGAUCAAGGAGCAGCAGGAGUAGAGGAUCUGCCAGAUUUAUGUUGUCCAAAGUGCCAGUACCAGGCUCCAGAUAUGGACACCCUCCAAAUCCAUGUCAUGGACUGUAUACAGUAACAGAUGCAGAGUUCAUCUUACCAUGAAACCACAAUACACAUACACUGACCAGCCAUAUCAUUAUGAUCCCUUAUAGGUGAAUUGAAUGACACUUGUUACAACGACACCACAUCAGUCAGUGAGACUUUUAGCAUGUGGACAUUUUUUCCUCAAAGCUGAUCUGUGCAGGAGUGGCUAGUACCUACCAAAAAAAGGCUGGAGAAAAAGAAGGCCAGUGAUCCAACAACAGGGUAAUGUGUGCAAAGUGAUAUAUUUGCAGGAGGUAAUUACCUAUGUUGGAAUCGCCCAAAGGGUGCUGAAGCAUAAACUCCUAAAAUAAAGUUCUUGUUGGUUCUGAUACGGGGGGUCAGAACCGAUGGUCCAAAGUGCCUACAAUAGUCACCUUCAGAAUUGGACAAUGUUGUGAUGGGUCUUGUUUUCUCUUAUAAAACGGUUGGUAUCGGCAGUGUGAUGCUUUAAAAAAAAAUGUAGUACCGGGUUUUGUCAUUUAUAUGAUUGUUGUUUGGCAUUUGUACCCUACUGAAUGAUUUGCAGACCAAGUACAUCCAUUCAUGGAGACAAUAUUGCUUAGGGACAGUGGCCUCUUUUCAGCAGGACAUUGUGAAUUACCACACUACAGACAUGCAGGAUCUUUUGUGUAGAACACGACAAGCUCCCAGUGCUGAAUCAGUCUCCAAAGUCUGUACAUUUCAAUCUAAUGGAGAUUUUUUUUUUUCCAAUGUACUGGAAAAAAAAACCUCUAACCCAACCUCAUGACUUCAAGGGUCUGAUGUUAAUGCUUUGGUGUCAGAUAGGACAACACACAGAGGUCUUGUGGAGUCCAUGUCAGAGCGGUUAUAGUUCCUAUACAGUAUUAAGGUGGGGAUUAUAGUGGUAUGGCUGAUCAGUGUCGACAGGGUGCCUGCACUCAGCUCUGUACACAGUUAAGAUAAACAUUUUUUGUAGUUGCACCUUACUUGCACAUCCAUUCACAAUCAAGUAAACAUACUAUGGGGAUGAAAGUGAUAAUGAUGCAAUCAAGACUUGCCAAACAAAGGACUUGUUGCAAAUGAAAGACUAUUCGUAUUGACCUGCUCCCCCGACUCACUUUCUGCUGUAGCUGUUCCAUUCUAAAGUUCCCUUUCCUUUUGUCUUUUUUUUUUGUUGCUUUCACUAGAGCCACCUUUUUCAUAUUUUCCAUCUUAUCAGACUUUGUACGCAAUUAAUGAUCUCUGUUUUUUCCCUUGUCCCUCUACUCUGCAGAGAUAGUAAUACCAUAAGUUAGGGAACGGCUGAACUCUGAAAUGACAAUGUUGUCUUUGAUUGCAUCUUCCACUGUUUGUAACAGUAGUUAAUUUUUGGACCUAUAAUGUAUUGUAAAAAAAAAAAUUAAAGGAAAAAACAUGUUUUUCCAAUUCCCAUAAAAGAGGGUAAAUAACAUAGUGAGCUUUAAAUAAUAAACUGUAUAUUCAAAUAUUUGGUUAUAAAAGUUGCAAGUCUACAUUACCUCAAAACGUACAGUAUGUACUAGAGAUGGUUUUACUCUUAUUGAACAAAGUAACCAUUCUCUGUGUUCUGUGUCUGUGUAUACUGUUGACUGCACCACUGCAGUGCUAUAUCACUGAGGCCCUUUAUUGUGUACUUCCUGUAGCUAUUACUAUGAAUGUAAGAACAUUGAGGUCAACGUUUGUGUGAUUUUUGUCUGUAAUUAUGGAUGCUCUGUUGGUGUAAAGAAAAUCGUUUAAAUCUGUUGACAAGCUCCGAAA